UUGCUUCUGCCACAGCCAGAGUCCAGAGUCUGGGUCUGGGUCUAAGACAGAGUCUGAGCAUCAUCUGAGUCUGUCUUGGUUUCGGUUUCGUUUUCGUUUGUUGAUUGUCGUUUUCGGUUUCAUUUUCGAACUCCGUUUGUCAGUUCGUUGGCGCGUUCGCACGUAUCGAGACGUGUGCACGGAUCCCAAACCUAUCGCUUGGUCGCUUCGUCGCUUUGUCGUUUCUUGGCCAACAUAGGCUCGUCGCUUUGCUAUUCGGGUCAAUGCUGUGCUCUGCAUUGCCAACGUUAUGCUAAUUACCGAAAGGAUACAAAUCAUAGCAUACAUCAUCGGUUACAAUCUCUUUGGCAAGACGACUACUCCGACUGCGACACCGACACCGUUCGUCCACCUCCGUUGCUAAAUUCUUCGCCGAGUGCUUUCAAAAACCACAACUGAAAUCAACUGAAAUUCACCUUCGAAGAAUAUCCAAUACACAAAAAAAUAUUUAUUUAAAAUAUCAAUCAACAACAAAUUUGCAAAACGUGCCAAAUAUAAUUUAAAUCUAUUUAUUUUGUUUAACAAAGAGCUAAUAAGUCUAACUAUAUAAAUUAUUAAGUCGUUUAAUUUAAAAAUACCCCCAUAAAAACACACACACUACAACACACGAGCGUUGCCGCAGGAGCAGCCAAUCGACUGCUUCAGCAUGACUAAGCAACAAAUGCUUUUUAGUUUAAUUUUAUGCUGCCUUAGUGCUUCCAGCCUGUCCCUACGCAUCCCCGAAGACCUCGAGAAUGGCGCCAUCAAUGCGCUGCACUCCGAGCGUGCCCGCUCCUUGACCCAAUGCAACCCCACCCAAACUGGUGAAGGCAGCGUUGCCGGCGAUUAUGAUGUCUGCCCGCCCAGCAAGUACCGCCAGCCCACGGCCGAGUGCAACAAUGUGUCGCACCGCAAGUGGGGCGCCCGUGGGGACAUCUUCCAGCGCCUGCUCGAUGCCGACUAUGCCGAUGGUGUGAGCCAGCCGAGAAGCUCGCGCGGCACCCAUGCCCUGCCCGAUGCGGAGCUGGUGAUUGAGCAGCUGCAGCGCCAUGUGGAGAGUGAGCUGCGGCAUCCGCACAUCACCGCCAUGCUGCCGGCCUGGGGCCAGCUGCUGGCCAACGAUCUGUACGAGGUGGGACAGCUGCCCAUCAGCGGCAAGUGCUGUGAGCGCGAGGCAGCCGUCAAGGAUCCCAGCGAGCUGCAGCAAUGCUUUGUGCGUGCCGGACCAGACUGCAAGGAGUACAAGCGAUCAGCGCCAGGAUUUGACUCUGAGGCGUGCCAGAAACAUACCCGCCAGCAGAUGAACAUUGCUUCGGCGUACAUCGAUGGCUCUGGCUUGUACGGCUCCACGCGUCAUGAAUUCGAUCAGCUGCGCACCUACAUCAGUGGCGGAGUCAAGGUGGAGUCCUGCAGGCACUGCCAGGUGGCUGGUGCCACUGGGGCACUACAUCGGGCGCUGUUGCAGCAACACAACAACAUUGGCGAACAGUUGGCGCACAUCAAUCCGGAGUGGUCCGAGGAGGAUGUCUUCCUCGAGGCCAGACGCAUCAUCACGGCCACCAUUCAGCACAUUACCUACAACGAAUUUCUGCCGUUGGUCUUGGGCCAAGAGACCACCGCCAAGGAGGGUCUGCGACUGACUGCAGAGAAGCAUUCCUCGAACUAUUCGAGCUCCGUGCGUGGCGGCAUCUACAAUGAGUUUGCCACCAGUGCCAUGCCCGCCUUCUGGAGCAUGUAUCCCCCUGAAAUGCUGGCCAAGAAGAUGUCCGCCCACGAGCUGCUGUCGAUUGCCGCACUGCAAAAGUCUCUGGUGCCGAGUCAAAUCAAUGCCGAGGGCUGGUCCGAGCUGGCUCUGGCUGUGCAUCGCGGCCGGGAUCAUGGUGUGGCUUCGUAUGUUCAUGCUUUGGACAUCUGUGAACGUCGCUAUGCCGAUCAGGGUUCCAGUGCCAAUGUGACUUUUGAUUCGCUGUCCCAAGUGACCAACAUUCCCGGGGAAUACAUCACCAAUUUGCGUGAUAUUUACCAAAACGCUGAAGAUGUUGAUCUGUUGGUGGGCGCUCUGCUGGAGGAGCCUGCUGUUGGCGCACUCUUUGGCCCCACCAUCACUUGCCUGUUGAAGCUGCAAUUCGAGAAGAUCAAGCAAACGGAUCGCUUCUGGUAUGAGAAUGAGAUUCCUCCCUCAUCCUUUACCCUCGAGCAACUGAAGAGCAUUCGUCAGACAUCGCUGUCGGGUCUGCUGUGUGGCUCACAUCAAGUGAGCACAGCCCAGUCCAAGGCGUUCAUUCUAGAGGAUAACUAUCUCAACUCUGUCUUGGACUGCGAACAGCUGCCCAAAUUCGAUCUGAAACCCUGGCAAUCGAAUGCCGAGGAUGAGGUGCACGUGGAGCAUGUGGAAGUGGAGCCCGAGACCAAGGAAGCCUUUGCCGAACUCAGUCCCGAGCUCAUUGAAGCUGCCGUGGAGCGUGCCAAGCUGGAGCUGGAGGAGCGCAGACGCUUCGAAUACGAAGUGUGGCGUACAAAGGGUGGCAUUAGCGCACGUUCGCCCGAUGGCACAGCCGCUUCCUUCAGCAAGGCCAAUCUGGCCGCCUUGAACAUGGCAAACUCCUCGCUGAUCUUCGAGCUGGCCUCCAAUGAGAUUGUGAAGACUCUCAACCACAUUACCCGACGCAAGCGUCAGAUAUUCAAUCCCAAUCAGAAUGCCUUCAACCGGAAUGAGCUGACGGACACGCUGCAAACGGUGGACAUCAGCGGAUUGAUUGGUGGCGCCCAGAAGCACGCAGAGGGCUGCCCAGAGCCCGCACAGCAAUGCGAUGCCAACUCCCCAUUCCGCACUUUGUCUGGCAGAUGCAACAAUCUGCGCAAUCCCAACUGGGGCAAGUCCUUGACGACCUUCUCCCGCCUGCUGCCUGCGCAGUAUGAGGAUGGCAUUUCAGCACCACGCGUGACGGGUGUCACGGGCACACAGCUGCCCAAUCCGCGUACCAUUUCCACGACGAUUCAUCCGGAUAUCUCGAACCUGCACACACGCUACUCCCUGAUGGUGAUGCAGUUUGCGCAGUUUGUCGAUCACGAUCUGACACUGACGCCCAUUCACAAGGGUUUCCAUGAGUCCAUCCCCAGCUGCAGGUCCUGCAACUCCCGCCAGACGGUGCAUCCCGAGUGCAAUCCCUUCCCCGUGCCCGCUGGGGAUUUCUACUACCCGGAGGUGAAUGUGACGAGCGGCGAGCGCUUCUGCUUCCCCUCCAUGAGAUCGCUGCCCGGACAGCAGUCGCUGGGACCCCGUGAUCAGAUCAACCAAAACACCCACUUCCUGGACGCCUCGAUGGUGUACGGCGAGUCCACUUGUGUGUCCAACAAGCUGCGCGGCUUCUCUGGUCGCAUGAACAGCACUGUGCAUCCGAUACGCGGCAAGGAGCUGCUGCCACAGUCAAACUCCCAUCCCGAGUGCAAGUCCCGCAGCGGCCUCUGCUUCAUUGGCGGCGAUGAUCGUGCCUCCGAGCAGCCAGGACUCACAGCCAUGCACACUGCCUUCCUGCGCGAACACAACCGCAUUGUGGAGGGACUUCGUGGCGUGAAUCCCCACUGGAAUGGCGAACAGUUGUACCACCACACGCGACGCAUUGUCAGCGCUCAGGUGCAGCAUAUCGUCUUCAAUGAGUUCCUGCCCCGCAUCCUCAGCUGGAAUGCUGUCAAUCUGUAUGGCUUGAAGCUGCUGCCUCAGGGCUACUACAAGGACUACAAUCCCUCGUGCAGUCCCAUUGUUUUCAAUGAAUUUGCCGCCGCUGCCUUCCGCAUUGGUCACUCCCUGCUGCGUCCGCACAUUCCCCGUUUGAGUGUCCAACAUCAGCCCGUGGAUCCUCCCCUACUCCUGCGUGAUGGCUUCUUCCGCAUGGAUGCGCUGCUGCAGCCAGGACUCAUCGAUGAGAUUCUACGUGGACUGGUGGCCACACCCAUGGAGACUUUGGAUCAGUUUAUCACGGGCGAGGUGACCAAUCAUUUGUUUGAGGAUCGCAAGAUUCCAUUCUCUGGCAUUGAUUUGGUAGCUCUCAACAUUCAGCGAGCUCGCGAUCAUGGCAUUCCGUCGUACAACAAUUAUCGCGCUCUUUGCAACCUGAAACGUGCCACCAACUGGAACGAUCUGAGCCGCGAAAUACCCACCGAAGUGAUCAGUCGCUUCCAGAAGGUCUACGCCAGCGUGGAUGACAUUGAUCUAUUCCCCGGCGCCAUGACAGAGCGUCCUCUGCAGGGCGGCCUCGUCGGCCCCACUCUCGCCUGCAUCAUUGGCAUUCAGUUCCGACAGCUGCGCAAAUGCGAUCGCUUCUGGUAUGAGAAUCAAGCGCCCGAGGUGAAGUUUACGGAAGCUCAGCUGGCUGAGAUCCGCAAAGUGACGCUGGCCAAGAUUGUGUGCGAGAAUCUGGAGAUUACCGGCGACAUGCAGCGCGCUGCCUUCGAUUUGCCCAGCAAUUUCUUAAAUCCGCGUGUACCCUGCGCUUCUAUGCCACAAAUAGACUUGAAUGCCUGGCGUGAGAAUGUCCAAGGCUGUCAGAUUGGCAGCCGCAAUGUGCGUGUGGGCGAAUCGGCCUUCCCAUCGCCCUGCACCAGCUGCGUGUGCUCCUCAGAGGGGGCUCAAUGUGCCUCGCUGCGCAUCACGGACUGCGGCCAAUUAAUACGUCAGUGGCCCAAGGAGGCUAUCCUACGCGACGAGGUGUGCAACUCGCAGUGCGGCAUUUACUUGACCGGACAGCAGGCCAGCGGCUUUAAUCCCCAGCAGCGCCAGGGACAGGCACAGCCGCGUGUUACACGUUCGCGUAAUCAGAAUCUGUUCAAAUUUCCCGAUCUAACGCCAUUUAUUGCAUCCUUGUAAAGGGAAAGGAGCAGGCAGUGCAGCCUCUUCCAGGUCGAUCGACAAUUUGCGCAUUUUGUAAAUAACUUUUGCGUUUGUACAUAAGUUUCUUUUGAUGUUUUGCUUACCUAAAGACUUGUCCAAUGCAUACACGAGAUAUAUACACACACAUACAUAACAUAACUCCACAAAAGAUACAAGACACUCGGCCCAAAAACCAUCAUCAACUGGCAACAUGCUAGUUGAAUUUAGUUAAAUUUCUCCUUUUAGGCUCUCAAAUAAUUGUAUAAGAAAAAAACAAAAACAAAACUAAUUCCACAAGCAUUUCGAUAUGUGUGUUUCUUGCUAUUUUACAACAUUAAACAUUUCAGUUUAAGUAUGUACAAUAAGUGCAUAUCGAUGUAC
This is a messenger RNA of Drosophila subobscura, 5266 nucleotides long. RefSeq lists its product as uncharacterized. The transcript is spliced from 9 exons. The record is from RefSeq and is a predicted model, not a curated record. Gene Ontology annotation, biological process: response to oxidative stress. Lineage: Eukaryota; Metazoa; Arthropoda; Insecta; Diptera; Drosophilidae. Gene Ontology annotation, molecular function: heme binding; peroxidase activity. The coding region runs from base 686 to 4882 and encodes 1398 amino acids.